AUGUCGCUCUGGUUCUCCAACUCCGCCUACAUCUACCUGUCCGUGUCGUUCAUCCAGAUGCUCAAGGCGCUCAUGCCCGUCGCCGUCUACUCCAUCGGCGUCCUCUUCAAGAAGGAGACCUUCAGGUCCUCCUCCAUGCUCAACAUGCUCUCCAUCUCCUUCGGCGUCGCCAUCGCCGCCUACGGCGAGGCACGCUUCGACAUCCUGCUCACAUCCAAGGGCAUCUCGCUCAACCCUAUCACCUCGCUCUACUAUGUCGCGCCGUGCUGCUUCUGCUUCCUCGUCGUGCCCUGGGCCUUCGUCGAGCUGCCCAGGCUGCGCGCCAUCGGCACCUUCCAACCGGAUUUCUUCAUCUUUGGGACGAACUCACUCUGCGCCUUUGCGCUCAACCUUGCCGUCUUCUUGCUAGUCGGCAAGACCUCGGCGCUGACCAUGAACGUCGCGGGAGUAGUCAAGGACUGGCUGUUGAUUGCCUUCUCGUGGUCCGUGAUCCGGGACACCGUCACCCCGAUCAACCUGUUUGGCUACGGGAUCGCGUUUUUAGGGGUGGGCUACUACAAUCAUGUCAAGCUGCAGGCGCUCAAGGCUAAGGAGGCGCAGAAGAAAGCUGCCCAGGCUGAUGAGGAGGCUGGGUCGCUCUUGCUGGAGCGCGACGGGCACGGUGAUCGCAAGAGCGACAAUCAGGCUUAG
Messenger RNA from Miscanthus lutarioriparius, 690 nucleotides. The record is from the annotation of a GenBank genome assembly. Lineage: Eukaryota; Viridiplantae; Streptophyta; Magnoliopsida; Poales; Poaceae.